Molecule: messenger RNA, 1080 nt
Organism: Chenopodium quinoa (quinoa)
Lineage: Eukaryota; Viridiplantae; Streptophyta; Magnoliopsida; Caryophyllales; Amaranthaceae
Exons: 1
Coding region: 1-1080 (359 amino acids)
Source: RefSeq, a predicted model, not a curated record
AUGACGGACGCCACGAAAUCCCUUUUGGAGUACGGUAUUCCUGAUACGACUACCGGACUUAUUUCUAGCAUUGUCAGGCCACCUGUAACGGCUCAGCACUUUGAGCUUAAGCCACAAUUCAUUGAAUUUAUCUCCAAUGAUUCAUUCGCAGGCUUACCGCAUGAUUGUCCGGUAAGUCAUAUUGAUAGUUUUCUGGAGAAAUGUGAUACAAUGAAAAUGAAUGGUGUAACAGAUAAUGCUAUUAGACUACGCCUUUUCCCCUUCUCAUUACGGGAUAGGGAAAAGGAGUGGUUGAGAGAUGAAGGCACUGGCUCGUUCGAUACGUGGGACAAGCUAGUGAAGGCCUUCUUAGUGAAGUUUUUGGGACACGAGAAGACUGCUAGGUUGAGGAAUGAGUUAUCCACUUUUAAACAGUCAGAUGAUGAGUCUCUCUAUGAGGCUUGGAGAAGGUUUAAGAGGCUACAGAGACAAUGCCCUCAUCAUGGCAUUCCAGAGUGGAUAUUAAUUCAAACCUUCUAUAAUGGCAUGACUCAUGAGUUCAGAAUCUAUAUUGAUGCUGCGUUAGGAGGCUCUCUCUUGACAAAGAACCCCACUAAAGCAAAGGAACUUAUAGAGAAGAUGGCAGCCAAUGGUAACUAUCAUCCAGGAGGCCGAAAUAAUGUGAAAAAAGGAGGUAAGCUUGAUGUAGAUGCUUUGACUAUGUUAGCCAGUUCUGUGCAGGCACUAACAAGCAGGUUUGAUAAGUUCCAAGCUGGAACUUCUACUAGCCCCCGGGAAGUUUGUCAAAUGUGUAAUGUGCAGGGCCAUAUCGCACCAAAUUGCCCGCAUAACCCGAGUGUGAUGUUCAUUGAACAAGACAAUGCUUUCUACUCCUCAAAUCCCAAAAAUCCUUAUGAUCCCUACUCAAAUUCCUAUAAUGAAGGUUGGAAACACCAUCCAAACUUAUCAUACAAGAACACCCAAGCACAGCAGAAUCCAUCACCACCACCCCAACCCAACAACUACAACCAACCACUACCCGAUUUCCAACAAAGACCAUCCAUGAACCAACAACUAAUGCAACCACAACCCCAAAAAUAA